Amoebophrya sp. A25 is the source of this 1591-nucleotide messenger RNA. The record is from the annotation of a GenBank genome assembly. Lineage: Eukaryota; Dinophyceae; Syndiniales; Amoebophryaceae.
CUCUGUGAAGAAAAUGAGAUCCCCUUACCAGUUUCCGGCACCGACAUUGACCGAAUGCUGGUUUCAUCCGAGGACGGGGGUCCACCAGGAUCGGAUAAUUUCUUGGUCUCCGUAGUCGGUCCAGUCCACCGAAGAGCAGGUCCAGUGGCGAAGGCAUUGAAAGCCGAUAAGCACGUUUUGUGCAGUGUCCCAAUGGCGCCGAACCAGGAAGAGGCGAAAGAAGUGCAAAAGCGUGGGCAAGCAGCCCAAUCGGGCAAUUCCAAAUUGCUUGUUCUAUGCUGUUUUCAACUCCGUUGUUGUCCGCCAUUACGUGACGUGCGAGACUUGAUCGUGAACAAUUUGUUAGGCGUUGCGAACAUCAGUGUAGUGUUCGAAUCUCGAAGAAAUUGGUCUUUCAUGCAAGAGGGUGUAGACGCUAGUUGGUGGAACUACAGACAAGCAGGUGGAGGUGUCUUUUCCGCUGUCGGAAUCCACUUUGUCGACUUGAUCCGGUUUCUCUUUGGUGACGAAAUACAAUGGGUGUCAGCACUACAACGACCCAUGCGCGGUUUGAAGGUGCCACCAAAAGCGGACACGCCUUCGGCGGAGGGGCUUUGCAUGGCGAACUUUAUCACUGCGAGAAAGAACAUACCGAUCCAGAUGCACUUGAAUGGGGUCAAUAUUAUGGAAAUGAAAACAAGAAUGAGAAGGAUAAGGUUCUUUGAAGAAUUUGUAAUUAUGUGCGACUUGAGAUAAAGUAAGUAGUCAUCUCGUUCAUCACGCUGUAAAAUCAAAAUCUUCACGACUCUCAUUAACUUUAUAACAUAGUACCCUCUUGUCCCAAGAAUGUUCCAGAUUACCAAACAUAGUGAUUACCACCUCUAAUUCCUUCGGCCUCGACGAGGAGGAAACCAUGGUCAUCACAUCGCCCAGAGCCAGCAUUUUCUUCGAUUUCAUGACUUCCGAGUUGAAGAUCAAUACAUUGGAGAAGCAAGGCACUCCGGUGGACCCGAAACCGAGUAUUGUCCGCGUUACUUAAGGCUGCAAGUUUCAAUUAUCUGCCCUAGGAUCUUUUUGUUUCCGUUUUUACAGGAAAAACAAGGACCGAGGAGUAGAUGAAACUCAAGAGAGAUAUACUUAUCUAUAUGGUUGUACUUCUAAGGUGCACGUGACACCCCAGCCUCUGGGUGCGCAUGGUCGGUGACAGGGAUGCAGAAUUUGACAAAGAGGAUUUGGUCUCACUUCGAGGAGUGUGAGUCCGUCCACGAUUUAGCCACCAUGAUGGACGGUCUACAGGCACAAAGGGUGGCGGAUGCGGUCAACAAAAGCGGAGCAAAUAAUGGCGAAUGGGUGGAGAUUGCGUGAGGAAUAAUUUGGAUUUGCAUUUGGCAUGAGCAUGAUAUGGUGCCAUAUCGUUACUACCAAGUAGACAUCACUCAAAUAGAAUUCAAGGAUUAGGAUGACCUUGACGACAUCGACAUCAAUCUCCGAUGAUACGAUUUUCUCAACAUCAAGAAGAUUUUCAACCUGAGGUUUUUCCUCGUCUUUGAAACUUCUAUAAAUAUGUUUUCCUUCCUCCUGGUCUAUUAACUGUAAGUUCAGCAGUCACGAC